This is a messenger RNA of Anguilla rostrata (American eel), 3086 nucleotides long. It is a transcript of the gene lgals8a, whose product is annotated as galectin 8a. The record is from RefSeq and is a predicted model, not a curated record. The transcript has 8 exons. Gene Ontology annotation, molecular function: carbohydrate binding. NCBI's taxonomy places the organism in Eukaryota, Metazoa, Chordata, Actinopteri, Anguilliformes, Anguillidae. Gene Ontology annotation, cellular component: cytoplasm. Bases 434 to 1324 code for a protein of 296 amino acids.
AGACUAUUUGGAAAACUUUUAAGCAAAUGGCUUUAGAAUACACAAAAUUAAAAGACUACUUAAUUCAAAGACCGACAUAUGAAGUUUAAGAUGUAUACUUCAUCAGUAGUGGUAAAAUGUUAGCAUAAAUAUUAAAAGCUUUUGUUAAACUUAACUAAAAUGCGUUGGAGCGCGCAAAAGCCAACAACGCCAAUUCCACCCCUAACGCUUUUCUAUGAAAUAUUGUGAUCCGGGGUCAGAUUUAGGCAUGUUCAUUGCAGAGCCAGGAUCUUGAUGUACCAUUGGCUGGAAAUCUUUCAGCUCCUCCCCUUACGUCAAACAAGGAAGUUUACGAAGCGAAAAUGCUGAAUUGAGGCAUCUAAUGAAAAACACGGGACACUGAAGUGGGCAAAUCUGACUGACCUGCUGUACUUUGCAAACUGAAGAAGGAAAAAUGUCCAUUGCCAACCCGAAACAGACUGUUUCAAAUCCGACGAUUCCUUUCGCAGGAACGAUUCUGGGUGGGUUGCAGCCGGGCGAGAUGGUUCUAAUUCAGGGUGCAGUUCCCAGUGAUUCAGACAGGUUCCAGGUGGAUCUGACAUGCGGAAGCAGCACCAAACCACGGGCAGACGUGGCUUUCCACUUCAACCCUCGCUUCAAGAGGUCGCCCUGCAUCGUGUGCAACACGUUGCAGAAGGAGCACUGGGGCAAGGAGGAGAUUCAUUACCAGAUGCCUUUCAGACAAGGGGCAGCCUUUGAAAUAAUCAUGCUGGUACAGAAAGACUUAUUCAAGGUGGCAGUGAAUGGCUCUCACGUUCUGGAGUACAGACACAGAAUGGAUCUCGGAAAGGUGGACACACUGCUGAUAUCUGGAAAGGUCACAAUCCAGGCCAUCGGCUUCAUCCCCAAUGUGGCUCUGUUUUCAGAGUCGGGUGACUUGAGCGUACCCUACAAGGGCAGAUUGGAGACUGGGAUCAGCCCAGGAAACACCUUAACAGUCAAGGGGAAGGUUGGCGUGUACCCUCACAGCUUCGCCGUGAACCUUCGGGUGGGCGACUCGGAAGACAUCGCCCUGCACCUCAACCCCCGCAUCAAGGCCGGCGUCUUCGUCCGGAACUCCUUCCUGGGCGAGCGCUGGGGGCCAGAGGAGGUGGCGCUGCCCAGCUUCCCCUUCUCCCCGGGGGAGUACUUCGAGAUGAUCGUUCACUGCGAGGCGCAGAAGUUCAAGGUGGCCGUGAACGGGGUCCACCUGCUGGACUACAAGCAUCGGGUGCAGGACCUGACCCGGGUCAACCAGCUGGAGAUCCUGGGUGACCUGCAGCUCCUGGACGUUAAGCUGUGGUGAUCCACCUUCUCUCGCGCCCCACCCCGCCCCAACCUGUCUGAAAAAAGUCCCUUAAACAAGCACAGGCUUCACCCUCCGUGUCCCCCCCCCCCCCCCCCCCCACACACACACACACACAUCUCCACACUGUAGAGUAGUAUUUCACCCCAAAUCGACGUGAAUUAUUAUUAUUUUUUGCCUUUAUGUAAAAUGCAUUAUGCAUCUGAAGAAGAGUGAAAAGAAGAGCAAAUUUGCUGCCUUCAUUAACCUGCACAUAUCAGAGGCUAGCAUUGUUAGCUUCAGUGACUGAAAACACUGGGAGGGUACAUACCUGCUGGUAGCAUGCUGUAAAUUGAAUGUCAUAUUUACCUCCCAGUAACUAUUAACCAGGUCAGUCAGCCAUUUGGCUAAUUUGGAGCUGUAGUACAUUGUAUUGAAAGGCAGAAAAUGACAAAAAAAAUAUAUCUGUUUGCAUUGACUUAGGUCGAGGGCGUGUGUGGGAUGUGCAGUUUUUCUGUCAAUUUAACCCUUUAUGUGUCUAUUCAUACAUUUUCACAACCACUUCUCUUAACUUAAAAAAAAUGUUUUUGAAGCAGGAGACUGUCUGAAUGUAACAGGCAAACUAUGAGCUCCCCAUGUGGCUCACCCAGUUCAGUCCUCCAUAACAGGAACAGGCACAUUGCCUAUAACAUAUUCUAAAUGGUGAUUGGCUAACAUAAAUAGGGCAGCUGAAAUACAGCAGAUGUAUACGCAUUUACUGGUAUGUCUUUGUACAUAGACAUAGAGAUAGAACUGCAUAGUUUUUUUUUGUAGGUUUGACUGUGGUAGGAGGCCCAUUUGAAUGAACUUGUCCAGGUGACGCUCAUUCGAAUUUGCCUCCUUGCAUGUUUGUAACAUUUGACCUCAUAAGUUUCUACUGUCAUCGAGCCAUUAAGUAUUAACGACGGGUAUAGUUACAGGCACCCUCCCUACAGUUUCUCACCCUCCUUAACGUGGAGCUCAGCUCAGUUUUUUGUAAGAUAUUUGGCAAACAAAAAAAAGCACAGCUUUUAUGCAUAAACAGACUUCUGUGAAUAUAUACAAGAGAGGGAUUGCUGAAGUAUAUGGAGCAGCAACAUGAAGAAGCGAUAUGGGUUCCACAUCGGAGAUCUUUCCGAUAGAUCAGCUCCAGAUGUCGAACCCUUGCAGAAGACGCCCCACCCCAGUAGCCCGUGCUAAGCUUCGGCCAUUAAGAGUGACCGAAGAACGACGAAGGUGUUCAUUCGAUUUGAAAAUGCUAUUUAUUAAAUUUAAAAGAGUAUUUUUCUUCAUCAAACUGAACUAAGGGAGGUAGAGAAAAACGUCCCAUUGGCCACCCAUAGCGGCUUUAUUUCUCGUGUAAUGGAGAUGCCCGUUUCUCUCCAGAGCCAUACGGACAGAGACUGACUAACCUGGGAAGCCUGUGAUCAACGGCUGGGGAAAGCUCGGCUACGUCUAUGCAAGUUUCUACUCUGCAUUUCCUCAUUGGACACACCCGCCCUAUCGGGCAGCUCGGUUCGACUUACUUAGCUUUCCCUUCCUUCACCUCGCUCUUAAGCUGCCGCAGUGAACUCCUUUUGUGUUUUUGUCUCACCUUUGUCGGCAUCUGACGACCUUGUCUCGACACUAUGUAAUACAGCAAUAUUCUCUAACAGGCUUCACUACACGUUAAACAGGACUUUUAAAACUCAUUAAACUCAAACAUGCAGCAUUUCUGUACAUGUCUCUUUGGUUACCCCAAUAAACAAAAAAAGAAAAGAAAACA